UCUCGACUCCCGCUGCACUGCUGCCAAUAGUGCGCUGUGGCUAGAAUUUCUUUGGACUCUUGCUGGUCUGGCUUGGUUUUGGUGUAUGGUACUGCUACUGGGUACCGCACUAUGGGCCUCAGCCUUACUUCGUACCUUGACCAGCACAUGCAGGUCGCCAAUCCCAGUAGAACGACCUGUUUGCUAUCAUUGCUAAUUUCCGCCGCCUACGCCCACAAGUAGACGACUCGUCAAACAUACAGUACAACUUUGGAGGGAACCAAAAAAAAAAUCAUUGCUACAGAGAAUGUGCCGUUGUUCUACCCAACUCGAAUCUGGCAUCCCGCGGCGAACGUCACUGCUCCGAAUCAGAUAUACGGUACACCCUCCAUUGGCGGUCAAUCGUCGACAGCUGUGAAUCUUGAGCCGGUCACUACCUGGGAGCAUUGCCUAUAAGACCUAGGUCACAACCAACCUGGCCGCAGUAAUCCUUAGCCCCGCGAACCGCGACGUGAAACGACCAACGACCACCUCGAUGGUUGGGAUGUGAGCUUUUCCCGGGCUCCAAAGCAGAGCAACAUCAUCAGCAACCGCCAACUUCUGCCCCACCGCUACGAGUUUCCGAAGCCUCGAGACGUGAAGGGGCCAUGGUCUCUCACGCUCCUUCGGAACGCCAACACAAUGGCAGAUCGGGCAGUCGUAGCAACAGUGGUAGUGGCAAUGGGCAGAAUGGAAACGGGAAUGGGAAUGGUCAUGGCAAGGCCGAGCGAACACCAGGUACACCAAGGAGAGAUGCGGGACCAGUCAAGGAAAAAGCCGUCCAAGAUCCUGGCCUCAAGGACUAUGUGAGUUCUUCCUCGACAAAUUUGCUAGUCAUAUAGGCUUACUGUUGCAUUCAGCGUCUAGGAGAAUGUCUGGGAAAGGGUGCCUUUGGCUCCGUCUACAAGGCUUUCAAUUGGGGCACGGGGGAAGCUGUGGCGGUAAAGCAGAUUAAGCUAGGAGAUCUCCCAAGAAGUGAACUGCGGAUGAUCGAGGUACACAAACUCCUUUGUUUUGCUACAGAAGGGGCUGACGUGACGGCAUAGGCAGAAAUAGACCUACUGAAGAACCUCAAUGUAAGUUGAAACUCAAAAAGAAAUGAUAUGGUGCUUUACUGACAGCUGGUAGCAUGACAAUAUCGUUAAAUACCUGGGCUUCGUCAAGUCUUCGGACUGUCUCAAUAUCAUUCUUGAGUAAGACUCUCUAGAGGAGACUGCCAUGAAUUGCCCACUAAUUCUUCCCAGGUAUUGUGAAAACGGGUCUCUACAUUCAAUAUGUAAAAGUUACGGUAAAUUCCCAGAAAACCUUGUCGGGGUUUAUAUGGGUCAAAUCUUACUCGGACUUCAAUAUCUUCACGAUCAAGGUGUUAUACAUCGUGACAUCAAGGGGGCAAACAUUCUUACAACUAAGGACGGCAAAGUCAAACUCGCAGAUUUUGGAGUAUCGACAAGCACGUUAGCCGGCGCGGACAAGGAAGCACAGGUUGUAGGAACACCUUACUGGAUGGCUCCUGAGAUCAUACAACUCUCUGGUGCUACUCCUGCUUCUGAUAUUUGGAGUCUGGGAUGCACUGUUAUUGAGUUGCUGGAAGGAAAACCUCCCUACCAUAAACUGGCUCCCAUGCCAGCACUAUUUGCCAUUGUCAAUGACGACCAUCCACCGUUGCCAGAAGGCGUCUCACCUGUGAGUCUACCCAUUUUCUCUCGUCCAGUUGAUUGCAAUACUCUGACUCCAGCUAGGCUGCUCGGGACUUCCUCAUGCAGUGUUUCCAGAAGGACCCUAACCUCAGAGUUUCGGCCCGCAAAUUGCUUAAACAUGCAUGGAUUAUGGGAUCUCGACGGACAGAUGCUCCAGUAGCAAAGCCGCCUGCAAAUUUCAACGAGGCCGUAGAAGAGGUUAAGCAAUGGAACGAAGCUUUGAGAUCACCUCCUGGACCUGGCUCGUUUCGCACUUCGGCCAGGUCAUCUAUGGCUAGCCCACUGCCGCCUCGUAGGGACCCGCCUCUUCGAAGUGUUCAGGUUAACGACCAACACCAUCCUGGUCUAAUAACUCCAGUUAAAGGCCCGCUUUCUUUAGCAAAGCCGAAGCAAUCAGCAGAAGCAUUUCGAUCACCUGAGACAACUUGUAUGUCAUAAUUUCAACAAUUUCUCUUACCCUCACUAACCACUGGCGGAGUAGCUGACGAUAACUGGGAUGAUGACUUUGCUUCUUCGAUAUCACCAAGCGCCCUCCAUCUCCCUCAAUUCAAACCACAUGAUAACUUUGGCGGAAAGCUUUCUUCUGAUCGCUUGAAAGCAUAUGCUUCUUAUGAUAAUUCAAAUGACGAGAAUGACAACUGGGACAGCAAUUUUGAGGGCGAUCUGGUAACUAUUAGAGGACCACAUAAACCGAUGGAUAUUGAUACUCACGAGCUUGAAACCAUUCGUCCAUACCGGAUUAAGCCUACAGUAAUCACGCAAGAUUCUAAGCCUGCCGUUGCUCCAAAAAGUAUAUCAAGAAAAGCCUCGGCUAGCAUGCCACCACCGAGACCAAAAUCCCCAAUCAAGGCCCACGCCGAAAAUAAGUUUGCUCUUCCUCACAAGCCGCCCGCUCUUCUCUAUAAAGAACCCCCCCCAUUGGAUGAUUACUCGGAUAUAUUUGUAGAAACCGAUAGCGUAUUUAACCGACGAUUGAGUAUCAUUAAGGUUGGUUUGGAUUCCAAGUCGGUUGAUAUCGUAGCUAAUCUUCUAAUCAAGGGCGAUGCUCUGUCACCGAAACUCUUUCAUCCUUCAGAUCUCACGAGUUUGCCACGUUCUGCUCACUCGCCUGUGAGCAACGUUCAUUCAAGCACCAGGGGGGCUUUGGCUCCUCGAGAGGAUCCUACCAUGCGUCGUACUAAAUCAUCAGUAGAAAUACAACGAUACGCCGAAGACGAAGACGAUGAAGAUUUCUCUGACAUAUUCGGUCAAGGAGAUCCUAUCGUCGAAAAGGAUGAAAGCGACCGGGGAUCUGAAGAUGGUGUUGGAACCCUCAUGCUACACUCGAAACUUUCAAACAAGUCUUGGCUUGGUGACGAAGAUGACGAGGAUGACCCCUUCGCUUCAUUAGAACAAGGAUUUGAUGAAAUGGACCUGCAAGCUAACAUAGCCCGUGAUAAGCAUGCAAGACUCUGUACUCUGAUUGAGGGGCUUGUCAGCUCCCUGAAAGUGACUGAGGAUCCAGAUAUCCUCUCGGAACUCUCAGAGCAACUUCUUGAUGUUCUCUACGAGUCGGUGGAUGCGAAAAACAUUAUAAUAAGUGCCCAUGGCAUGCUUCCUAUACUGGAAAUCUUGGAACCUUGUACACUCAAAAGCCGCCAAAGCAUGAUUCUACGUCUGCUAAAAGUGGUGAACAGUAUCAUUUUAGAUGAUGUUGAAAUUCAAGAAAAUCUUUGUUUCGUAGGUGGGAUACCCAUUAUCACCAAAUUUGCUGCUAGGCAAUACUCGACCGAGAUCAGGCUUGAAGCAGCUGCAUUUGUGCGACAGAUGUAUCAAACGUCAACUUUGACCCUUCAGAUGUUCGUGAGUGCGGGUGGAUUGAAUGUCCUCGUCGAAUUUUUGGAUGAAGAUUAUGAUGAAUCGAAAGACUUGGUGUUAAUUGGGGUCAAUGGCGUUUGGAGUGUAUUUGAGCUUCAGGUAUUUGUUAUAUAUUUUUGUAGUAUCUUUCAUUGUUUGCUCACCAUUUUUAGGGUCCUACUCCCAAGAACGAUUUCUGUCGUAUAUUCUCUAGAAGCAAAAUUCUUUCGCCCCUUGCCUUGGUUCUUGACCGGGUUCUUGAUGAAGAUGAUGGGCUCUCCGAACUUAUCGAGGGACGCAUCGUCAAUAUUUUCUACCUAUUUUCGCAGGCAGAAAAUUACGUCAAAGAAGUUGUUGCCGACCGUGUUGUCCUCAAACGUAGGCAUCCCCCCCCCCUUCCUUUGUAACUUUCUAAUCCCGUCUAGGUGUCCUCAAAGAUCUCUGUCGAAUGACACCUGCACAUCAGAUCACCAUGUUGAAGUUUAUCAAAAACCUAUCAAUGUUGUCAACCACACUAGACAGCCUUCAUGCUGCAAACGCAAUUGAAUUACUUAUCGACUUAUUGAGCGCUAGCAUGAAGAAGGCCACCGUCCACUUCCGCGAAAUAUCUAAUCAAGUGUUGAAUACUAUGUAUAAUCUCUGUCGCUUGAGCAAGGCGAGGCAGGAAGACGCCGCAAUGAAUGGUAUCAUUCCAUUACUACAAAAGAUUAUGAAGACAAAACGGCCACCGAAGGAGUUUGCUCUUCCGAUACUAUGCGAUAUGGCGCACUCUGGUAAGCUUGGUAGAAAGUAUCUGUGGCAAAACAAGGGGCUACAGUUCUAUGUCUCUCUCCUGGAAGAUCAGUAUUGGCAGGUGACUGCUCUAGAUGCUAUAUUUAUAUGGUGGGUUAUUCCAGUAAUUUUUGAAGACGUCUGCUAACAGUAUUCACUAGGCUUCAAGAGGAGACUGCAAGAAUUGAGAAAUCAUUACUCGAAGGCAAUUUUAUAGAAGCUAUUGUCCAAUGCUUCAACGCACCAAAAGCAAGCUCCUUUGAUUACAAUCUUCUUGAGCCUUUGCAAAAGCUCUUGAGAUUAAGUUCACCAGUCGCGGUCUCACUCGCACGUUUCGAUCUCUUCUCCGGGAUUCUCCAAAAGUUGAACCACAAGAAGGCAGUGGUUAGAUUGAACCUUCUGCGAAUCGUUCGCAGCAUAUGUGAUCCAAGUGACACUAGGUCGCAGAGCAUGCGGCGCCACCAACUAUUUGAGGCUAUCGAACAUCUAGCUGACAGCGACUCGGCUGUACUCGUGAGGAAUAUGGCAAGCGAUCUUGUCAGACUUACUCUCGAAAAAGAUCAGGAGAGCCAUAGUGCGUCUCGGCCUCGAUCGGGACCAGGUUCGCGGCGAACAAACUCUUACACUCCUCCAUCGUUGCAACAGAGUGUAUCAACACCGAUGACACCAACUCACGCAAGUCGGGGAUCUCAAUCAUCCUUCGUUGAUGGCAGUAUCACACCAAGAAGAGUCGCAGCAACUUCUAGUGGCGAUGCCAUGUUAUAUCGACCAAGGAGUAGAGAAGGCCUUACUACUCCUCAAAUACCGAGAAGGGGAAGCGCUGAUAUUGUGGGAGGUUCUUCGUCAACGAGCAAAAGUCGAUUGCCACGCACGUCAAUGCUUCGAACUUCGCGGUCUUCUAUCAGUACACCUACGAAUAGAGACGAGCCUUCUUCGUCGUCGAGAAGAGAUAAUGCGGACCGAUUAGGAGAGCAUUCGCGGGAAAACUCACGGGAGCAUCAGCGAGAUCCAACACGUCCAGCAACAGCGGGACCUCAAUUGAAUUCCAAAAGAAAGGGACGACAAACCAGUGGGGACAUCAAAUGGUCAUGAGGAACGGGGGGAAGGGAAGGUGAGCAUUACAAAAGGGUUCUCUAUCAGAAACAACAAUGAAUAUUUCCAAAGAGGAAUGUGAAAAGGGGAUUGGAUUAUAAGGAGUCUUUGUUUGGUCUCGCAUAUAUGGAGACGAUUCGAUGAUCCUUCAUGCAUUCGGAAAUGGAGUUACACGGUACGGGGUUUAUUUUGUUUGUUUGAGUUUGGUGCAUAGCUUGCGUGGAAAUAGGGGUUUUUACCUUUGUGAAUAUUGAUAUGGUAGAGGUGAGGCUCGAGCAUUACGAACUGUUAAUUAUGAAAUCAAGAUGGCGGUAACAAACCUGCCAGGUUGGGUUACAGAUAUGAAUAUUUGGAUUCUUCAUCCUCCCAGAUUUCCUGAGCUACGCGAUGUGAUUUUGCUUGUAUGGGUGAUAGGUCGCGUGCCUUCUUUUCUCCUCUG
This is a messenger RNA of Hymenoscyphus albidus, 5853 nucleotides long. Lineage: Eukaryota; Fungi; Ascomycota; Leotiomycetes; Helotiales; Helotiaceae. The record is from the annotation of a GenBank genome assembly.